This is a messenger RNA of Capsaspora owczarzaki ATCC 30864, 1659 nucleotides long. RefSeq lists its product as hypothetical. Lineage: Eukaryota; Filasterea; Ministeriida; Capsasporidae. The record is from RefSeq and is a predicted model, not a curated record. The transcript is spliced from 4 exons. Gene Ontology annotation, molecular function: protein binding; single-stranded DNA binding. Bases 36 to 1550 code for a protein of 504 amino acids. Gene Ontology annotation, biological process: DNA damage response.
UUUUAUUUUUUUGCGUUUCGUGUUUCGUGUUUGCGAUGUGUGGGCGCGCAGCGUGUGCAUUGGCUCCUCAUCGGUUGCAGCAGGCGACUGGCGUGGCGAGCUCCGACAACUGGGCGCAGAGCGACAAGUAUCGACCAUCGUACAAUGUCGGACCUGGUCGCUUCCAACCAGUCAUGCUCGCCUCAAAGCACAACCCAGGCACGCGCGAAUUGCGCUGCAUGACAUGGGGCCUCAUCCCGUCGUACACCAAGCAGCGCGGCGAUUUCUCGACUCUGCUCAAGACGAUCAACGCCCGGGCAGAUCGCCUCCAAGAGAGCGGUGUCUAUCGCCGCCUCGUCAACAAGAAGCGAUGCGUCCUCCCGGUGACUGGGUUUUUCGAAUGGCUCAAGAAGGGCAAGGACCGCAUUCCGUACUUUAUGUUCCGCAAGUCUUGCGCGACUGUGGCCAAUCCGGAAGAGUUUCAGCCGCUGUUUUUCGCCGGCCUGUACGACGUGUGGUAUCCCGACACUCCCCGCAACCCGCAAGAGAAUGCUCCUCCGCCGACCCAGACCGAGAUCGAAGAGACCGAUCUGCACCUCGGACAAGUCGACGACGACGACGACGACGGCGACCACGAGGCAAACGCAGCCGAUGCGGAACACGAGCCGGAAGCCGAAACACAGCACGAACCGGAAAGCGAUCAGAAACCAGACAUCCAGAAACCAACGCCGGAAUUCAGCUACACAAUCAUCACCGUGGACAGCGAUCCCGAUCUGCGCUGGCUGCACGAUCGCAUGCCCGUGAUUUUGCAAUCGCAAGAGGAAAUCGAUCAGUGGCUCAACCCAGACCUCGACUUUCGCGCAGUCCAGCACCUCUUGCGGCCGGCACACAACUUUCUGCAAUGGUAUCAGGUUCCUCACGAUGUCAACAAGGUCGGCAACGAUCUCCCCACCAACGUGCGCCCAAUCAAGGAAGCCAGCAAAAUCACCAGCUUUUUCAAGGUCCUGCCAUCGCCCAAGAAACAACAGGCAUGUGCAUCCGAGUCCGAGUCGUUCGCAGCGUCCCCAAGCAAGCUGCAGGCCAAGCUUCCCGCGGACGCGGCCGAGUCGAGCGGAGCUGCUUCCUCGACAGAAGAAGCGCCCGCAUCACCAGAAAUUGUCUAUUCCCGGCCUCCUCGACCCGAGAAUGCAGCGUUCAAGCGAUCAUUGUCCACCUCGGCCGACAGCGACAGCGAGCACGAAACCGCCAACACGCAGCUCAUUCCGCCUCCCAAACGCGUUCAUCUCGACGCUUCUCCAGAUCGAUCUCCAAAGCGCGCCUCGCCAGGCAAGUCUCGCAGCCCGCGGAGCGCACGGCGGUCGCUUGUUGGGGAGGACCCGUAUGCGGACAACGACAACGACGACGAUUAUUCUGAUCAGCAUUCCGCAUCCGCCGAAGAAGUUUGCGUUGUCGACGAGGCUGCGAUGAGCGAGCUGCAAGCGAUGGGAUUUCCCGAAGAGGUAGCGCGCCACACACUGCUCGCCUUUAACAACGACCUUCCUCGCGCAAUCAAUUCGCUGCUGUCCGAUUGAUGUUUGCAUGAGUUUGCUCUCAAAAUUUCUUGGUAUUUGCUCUGAAUGCACAUGUACAUACACACUUGAAACGAAACAAAAAAAAAAACCCAAACAAACAAACAAAAAA